Molecule: messenger RNA, 2945 nt
Organism: Hippopotamus amphibius kiboko
Lineage: Eukaryota; Metazoa; Chordata; Mammalia; Artiodactyla; Hippopotamidae
Gene: ELP3
Product: elongator acetyltransferase complex subunit 3
Exons: 15
Coding region: 86-1729 (547 amino acids)
Biological process (GO): tRNA wobble base 5-methoxycarbonylmethyl-2-thiouridinylation
Cellular component (GO): nucleus; cytoplasm; elongator holoenzyme complex
Molecular function (GO): acyltransferase activity, transferring groups other than amino-acyl groups; iron-sulfur cluster binding
Source: RefSeq, a predicted model, not a curated record
GAUUGCUUUGUGGCUGUCAAUUUUCCCCGAGGUUCGAGUUGGUCGCUACAUUAUCUGCGGUGGCGGCUGCUACGACAGCGGAGAGAUGAGGCAGAAGCGGAAAGGAGAUCUUAGCCCUGCUGAGCUAAUGAUGGUGACCAUAGGAGAUGUUAUUAAACAACUGAUUGAAGCCCAUGAACAGGGGAAAGACAUCGAUCUAAAUAAGGUGAAAACCAGGACAGCUGCUAAGUAUGGCCUUUCAGCACAGCCCCGCCUGGUGGAUAUCAUUGCCGCAGUCCCACCUCAGUAUCGAAAGGUCUUGGUCCCCAAGUUAAAGGCAAAACCCAUCAGAACUGCCAGUGGGAUUGCUGUUGUGGCUGUCAUGUGCAAACCCCACAGAUGUCCACACAUCAGUUUUACAGGAAACAUAUGUGUGUACUGCCCUGGUGGACCUGAUUCAGAUUUUGAAUAUUCAACCCAGUCUUAUACUGGAUAUGAGCCAACCUCCAUGCGAGCUAUCCGUGCCAGGUAUGACCCUUACCUACAGACAAGACACCGAAUAGAACAGUUAAAACAGCUUGGUCACAGUGUGGAUAAAGUGGAAUUUAUUGUGAUGGGUGGAACAUUUAUGGCCCUUCCAGAAGAAUACAGAGAUUAUUUUAUUCGAAAUUUACAUGAUGCCUUAUCAGGACAUACCUCCAACAAUAUUUACGAGGCAGUCAAGUAUUCUGAGAGAAGCCUCACAAAGUGCAUCGGAAUUACAAUUGAGACCAGACCAGAUUAUUGCAUGAAGCGGCAUUUAAGUGACAUGUUGACCUAUGGCUGCACAAGGCUGGAAAUUGGGGUGCAGAGUGUCUAUGAGGAUGUGGCCAGAGAUACCAACCGGGGUCACACUGUGAAGGCGGUAUGUGAGUCCUUUCACUUGGCCAAAGAUUCUGGAUUCAAAGUUGUGGCUCAUAUGAUGCCCGAUCUGCCAAAUGUGGGACUAGAGAGAGACAUUGAACAAUUUAUGGAGUUUUUUGAGAACCCUGCUUUUCGUCCUGAUGGUUUGAAACUCUACCCUACCCUGGUGAUUCGUGGAACUGGGCUUUAUGAGCUGUGGAAAUCAGGAAGAUAUAAGAGUUAUUCUCCCAGUGACCUGAUCGAAUUGGUGGCCCGGAUCCUUGCCCUCGUGCCUCCGUGGACUCGAGUGUACCGAGUGCAGAGAGAUAUUCCAAUGCCCUUAGUCAGCUCAGGAGUAGAGCAUGGUAACUUGAGAGAGCUGGCAUUUGCAAGAAUGAAAGACCUUGGAAUACAGUGUCGAGAUGUGAGAACCAGAGAGGUUGGAAUCCAAGAAAUUCAUCACAAAGUGCGGCCAUACCAGGUUGAAUUGGUAAGAAGAGAUUAUGUUGCAAAUGGUGGCUGGGAGACAUUCUUAUCAUAUGAAGACCCAGACCAAGACAUUUUGAUUGGCCUCUUGAGAUUACGGAAGUGUUCAGAGGAGACAUUUCGUUUCGAAUUGGUUGGGGGCGUGUCCAUUGUCCGAGAGCUGCAUGUGUAUGGAAGUGUCGUCCCCGUAAGCAGUCGGGAUCCCACUAAAUUUCAGCAUCAGGGAUUUGGCAUGCUGCUGAUGGAGGAAGCAGAAAGAAUAGCUAGAGAAGAACAUGGAUCUGGGAAAAUAGCUGUUAUAUCAGGGGUCGGCACCAGGAAUUAUUACAGAAAGAUUGGCUACAGAUUGCAAGGUCCAUACAUGGUAAAGAACCUAAAAUAACCAUCACACGAGUCUACCUUAAUGUACAUCCUCCCUGGUAGGAAACAGAGAUUCAGGAUGUCUUGAAUACUCAGCACAGAGGCUGAGUGAAGCACAUGGACCUCCCCAACCCCGGCAAGGAGCUUCCCCCUCCCCCUGGAGCUGCAGAGACUGGAAACUGCACUCAGGGCUGGGCAGGGCGUCUGCUGACCAAGCCCACAGAGCCUGGGUGCUCGGACCGCCCCGCACUGCCCCCUCCUGCAUGUUCUCAAGACAUCACUUCUGUUUUCGAAGCUUAAGUCCUGUAUCCAAUUUCUAAAUUCUGCAUGAGGCCUGCAAAUGACCUAACUGUGACUCAGGCACAGUGACAAAAGCAAACUAAUCAACUCAUUUGAACACCACAGUUCAUGAACUAAAACUGGCUAUGUCAUUUGAGGAGGACACUUAGAUUAUUUAUACCCUGUACAGACAAAACAUCAGGUUGGGACAUGUGAAAACUGUCAGACGUUGAUCUUUGGCCUGUAACUACAUGUGCAUUCCAGCACAGGUUAAGAAAAUGAGCUUUUGUUUUAAUGGAAAUCAUUCUGGUUCCUGUGCUGCUGUUUGAAAUAACAGUGUGAUGGGGAGAGAAGUGAGGUUGUCGGCUUGUGUUUCACGCUUGAAACCAGCCUUUGUCAUUUGGGAGCCUGCCAGCUAUGAAGGGCCAUUACAGACAUCCAUUUAUUUCACUUUUUUUUUUUAAUCAGCUGUAGUUCGCGUACUCUUGACAACUGCAAAACACCGUGGGUGUCACUUUCGCCCAGAGAAGCAUUUGGCUUCCCCGUUAGUCUGUCCUGAGCAGGCAGAGUCUACCAUGCACGUGUCUGAGCCUGUGUGGCCCUAAGUCAGGUGCACACCACAGAAGCUAUUCCCUGCAUUUUAAUUCUUUAAGUGGAUUUUGGUUUGUUUUAAAUGGAAUAUGGUCAGGGUUAAACUCACAUUUGAAAGCAAAAAAAGAAAAGAAAACGGGCCCAAAUCUAAAAAUAGGAAAAACAUUGGCUUUUUCAAAGGUUCAUCUUACAGAACUGCUUCUCUAUAACUUCCAGGUAGUCUGCUAAGGAGACUCAGCCUGGAGAGGGUCAGUUCUUAAGAGCAUGGCUUAACCCUGCGUCCCCUGGCCUCUGUGGCACUUUACAAAGGUUUAUGAAAUGGAAUUGAUUCCUCUAAACGUUUGGAAAAUAAAAUCUUCAACACACAA